AUGUCCAAAAUGCAGCGCAAAAAGGGGCCUCCUUCCGCGAUAAAAACCGAUAUGCCACAACACUCUCGUAUAGCUGUUGCUUUAGGUGAUCCUGCAAGUGCCUCUGACUCGGAUCAUACCUCUAGUCCACGGCCCAUGUCCCUUAGGAAUAUGAAGAAACUUUCCUUGACCCUACCUUCGGCCCAGUCGUCUUCCUUAUCCUUGGGUCUCCAGUCUGAGCCCCAGAGUGCUAACAGUACAGCUCAACCAGAGCUUCCUGGUCCUCGUCCAAGGCGGCCAUCUGUUAUUUCCCUCCCACCUCCCACCGCCAAUCCUACCGUGGUGUCUUUUUUGCAGCGCAACCGAGAGCAGGAGGGUGAUCCAGCUGUCCCGUAUGCUGACGGUCCUAUUCAGAUAAUCCCAGGCAUCUGGUUGGGCUCAGAGGAUAACGCUCGUGACUGGACCGGCCUCAUAGAGCGUGGAAUAAAAUCGAUUCUCAAUGUCGCUAAAGAGGUUGCUUCACCUUUUGAGCCAGCCAAACCUCAUUCGCUUAGAGUCGCUGUCUCAACUCCCAAUCUGAAUAAAACACUCGACUCCACAGCCACUUAUCAUCCACCACAUCCUGCCACAGGCAGGCCUGGUUUGCAUUAUCUAAAGCUGCCAUGGUCCCAUGGACAGCGGGAUCUGGUUGCAGACGGUUUUCCUGUUGCCAUGAGAUUCACUGAUGAAGCUCUUCAACGGGGGGACGGCGUGCUCAUCCAUUGUCAAUGUGGUAUCUCACGCUCUGCAACGCUGACCAUUGCCAUUGUGAUGCGGGCCGCAGCCGAACGUUCCUCCUUUGUACCGUCUGAAAUAUGGGCACUCAAAGGCAUGCAACCUGCAUAUGAUUAUGUCAAAGAAAAAAGCGCAUGGAUAGGCCCAAAUAUGUCACUUAUUUAUCAACUGCUUGAUUAUGAACGUAAACUCAAAGGACAGGACGCCAACUCUCCUUCCUCAGAUCGAUCUUCAAUGAUUGCAGAUGAGGAAGCGGAAUGGAGUCGCCGGAGACAGAUGAUGGAAGAUGAGGACGAGGAUGAUCAUGAAAGCCGGCUUGUUAUGCAGGAAGCACAGGCACUCGAUAAGGCUAUGGAGGAUCGUGUAGUUGCACGUAAAAAUUCUGCAUCGUCCAUGUCGUCUCAUGGUUCGUCAUUUAGCGGCGUAGGUAUGGGGCCCGCAUGGCGCAGUCGAUACAGUCGCAAGCGUACGGGUUCAGUAGCAAGUAACACCACCAACGGGAGCUUGAUCAGCGAAGAUCUAGUUGAGGAAGAGGAAGAACAGGAAUUGCUGGGUGUAGGCGGUGGAUUCGAAUCCGACAGCCCAGAUUCCGAUAUGGUCGGCAAUGAAAAAGAAAAUGUAGACAAUCUGGAAUCCUCGACUUCGACUUCUUCGUCUACCAACAAUCCACAUAAGGAUAUUCAAGACGUAAUCUCUCCUCCGCGAAGCAGCUCGCUGUCUUCUUUCACACCCAGGACUGCUCGCCCUAAGCUCCCGCCAUUCACUCCCAAAUUGAAUUCCCAAGCGCAACCCCCACCUUCAGCCCCGGUUUGGAAAACGUCUUUUGGAAACAGUGUAUCUAUUCCGCCUCCUUCAACAGCUUUCCGUUCAUCGUUUGAUCUGUCAACUCCGAAAGCAAAUAAAAGACGGCCGACUCCUUUGGGAACACUUGCUCCUAUUCCCCCAUCUCCCAUCGCCAUCAUUGUUGAAGGGGACAGUUCCAACGAGGCUAGUGAAACUGAGUCUAGCUAUGCAGUACCACUUUCGCCAAAAAACAAGCCAUCCAAGGUUCCACGGCCUACGUCCGUCGUGUCAUCCUCAUCAUCCAUCCUUUCAGCAAGCAGCCGCCGAUCCUCUGCUUCCGCUUCUUCUAUUCAGUAUACUUCUCCCUUUGCGGCGCCACCGCGAAUGCGCACCGAGUCCCGAAAACCCGCCCCACCACCUUUACACCUUCGCCAUAGUGUAAUGCAGAAAGUCAAAGCGCAGAGCCAGGCAUCGCAAAGUGGAAGCUUCGCAUCCAAACCUGGCAAACGCACUGUACCGUCGUCGCAAGUUUCGACCCCUUCUCAAACCUUGUUCGUCUUCCCGCCCAGUCCAACCCUGACAACACGGACGCCGUCCACCAUGACAUUAACGUCUGCCACUCCACGCGAUCUGAAUGUUCCCUUCCCUUCAUUCUUGGCUACUCCUCGAGUGUCGACCUUCCGGAAUCAUCAAGGCAAGACUCGCUCGUUCAUUGGACUAAGCGCGCCCCCCACACCGACGACGGGAUUCUCCAGGGUGGACGUUCGAGGUUAUGUUGCGCUGAAGUGA
Molecule: messenger RNA, 2325 nt
Organism: Lentinula edodes (shiitake mushroom)
Lineage: Eukaryota; Fungi; Basidiomycota; Agaricomycetes; Agaricales; Omphalotaceae
Exons: 3
Coding region: 1-2325 (774 amino acids)
Biological process (GO): protein dephosphorylation; negative regulation of MAPK cascade
Cellular component (GO): cytoplasm
Molecular function (GO): protein tyrosine/threonine phosphatase activity; MAP kinase tyrosine/serine/threonine phosphatase activity
Source: RefSeq, a predicted model, not a curated record